Messenger RNA from Protopolystoma xenopodis, 327 nucleotides. The record is from the annotation of a GenBank genome assembly. Lineage: Eukaryota; Metazoa; Platyhelminthes; Monogenea; Polystomatidea; Polystomatidae.
AUGGGCCGUGGUAGUCGUCGCUUGAAGGUUCUGGUCUGCAAUGCGAUCCUGCAUUGUUUCCACUCGCCAGUUAUCACUAGGCCGGUAGCCUGGCCGAGUCCGACCAACCCCGUUGGGUUUCCCCCUCCUUCGAACUCUCAUCAAUUCGGCGUGGAAAUGCAGUUUUUUAAGCCGAGCCCCCAGGCCAUCGUUCCGUGCUACCUGGCGCACAUUCACGUCUUGUUGCUGUUGUCUCUGGUGUUUCAUCGAAAUCCUAAUGCAGGGUUAGAGGCAGCCGACUUGAUCAAACCGGUGUUUCUGGUGCACUAUUGUACCCUAGUUGGGUGA